Messenger RNA from Populus nigra (black poplar), 2015 nucleotides. RefSeq lists its product as uncharacterized. The record is from RefSeq and is a predicted model, not a curated record. The transcript has 15 exons. Lineage: Eukaryota; Viridiplantae; Streptophyta; Magnoliopsida; Malpighiales; Salicaceae. Gene Ontology annotation, molecular function: protein-macromolecule adaptor activity; protein binding. Gene Ontology annotation, biological process: proteasome-mediated ubiquitin-dependent protein catabolic process. The coding region runs from base 162 to 1673 and encodes 503 amino acids. Gene Ontology annotation, cellular component: nucleus.
GCGUGGUUUUGAAACGACAACUAUCCCGCUGGCGCCAAUCCAAAUUAGUUUCGAUAAAACAAUUUCUUCAACAAAAACACACGCUAUCCCCCCCACCCCCUCUCUCUGAGCCUAAUCUGUGGAAAUACUCGUAAAAAUAUUGCUUGUUUGAUUGAUUGUAAAUGGAGAGGUCUAGCAGAUCUAAAUCACUGUUUCGAGACAUGAGGUCAAGAGAGCUGGGUGGUUUUAGAAAACGGCGCUUUAUUACCCAAAUGGGAUCCGAUUUCACUGAAAUGGGAUCGGUGACGGUCGAACAUAACGGCGAGGAAACGCCACCACUGUCUGUCUCUUUUUGCAAGACAAGUAAAUAUUCACAUAUUUUGGCGGUGUCGGACGAGGAUGGCUGUGUGAGCAUGUUUGAUACUCGUACCGAAUUCCCUUCUGAGAAAGCAAGAAUCAGUGACUGGGUAGCUCACCAGAACGCUAUCUUUGAUGUUUGUUGGAUUAAGGAAGAUACCAACAUACUCACAGCUUCAGGCGAUCAAACUAUAAAGGUAUGGGAUGCACAAGAGAAGAAAUGUACUGGAAUAUUGAUGGGGCACACAGGAAGUGUUAAAUCCCUGUCUCCACAUCCAACAAAUUCUGAUCUUCUUAUCUCGGCUUCCAGAGACGGGUCAUUUGCUAUCUGGGAUUUGAGAUGCAAGACAACUUCCAAAACUAGAUGCAGUGAAGCACAUGUCGCUCCAGCUGCCAUGGUCCAAGGAGCUCAUCUUUCUUCUCGAGCAAAGCGGGUCAGGCGUGGCAAGGCUGCUUCGAUGAGCAUUACAUCAGUUCUUUAUCUUAAAGACGAGGUAUCCAUUGCCACUGCUGGAGCAGCAGACAGCAUUGUUAAAUUCUGGGAUACUAGAAAUCUAAAGGUUCAGGUCACUCAGGCAUCCCCUAAUAUCAAGUCAUCAACUGAGAAGGAAAGAAGAUUACAUGGCAUAUCUAGUCUGUCCCAGGAUUUAAAUGGCGUGUUUCUUACAGCUACAUGCAUGGACAAUAGAAUAUAUUUGUAUAAUGUACUUCAGCUUGAUAAGGGUCCGAUGCGGUCAUUUUCUGGAUGUCGGAUAGAAUCAUUCUAUGUAAAGUCAACAAUCAGUCCUGACGCAGCUCACAUACUCAGUGGCUCUAGUGAUGGAAACGCCUACAUAUGGCAGGUGAACAAGCCCGAUGUGGAUCCCAUCACAUUGAAAACUCAUGAUGGAGAGGUUACAGCAGUAGAUUGGUGUCCAUCUGAGGUUGGGAAGAUAGCAACUUCUUCAGAUGAUUUUACAGUUCGCAUCUGGAACAUUAAUAGCAGUUAUUGUUCAAGCACAACAAGAUCUCCAUCUGCCAUUCGAAGGAGGGUAAUGGCAAUCCCAAGAGAGGAAUGUAGAGAACUUUUGAUGAAUGAUGAACGAAUUGAUCCAACAAAGGUUCCUGACAAUCUGCUUCCUUCAGAUGAAGUGUUCAACCAAAAUAACCCACCUGUUCCUAUAACAAUGCCCACAAUUAGUACCCCUGAAGCCCAUAAGAAAAAGUUUUCACUAGAUUCUGAUUCUAAAGAAACUUUUGAGAAAACCCCUGAAGCAGCGAUGAAGAGCCCCUCUUCUGUAUUGAACCCUCCUUCUUCAUUAAAAAGAACCAUCAGAGAUUACUUUCUAGCAGCUUAAUUUUCCAGGAAAGAGUAAAAUAUUUCCUACAUGUUAAUUAUUCCUUGUGGAUGGUGCAUCAGUUCUUUCCACAUUUAUGGGAUGAAUUUGAAACGUAAAGCAAGAAAAAGGAGGAUGGAUUGGGUAACAUCUGCCAUCAAUUUAAUCUGACCUUAGGUUUUUCUUUUUUCAAGUGUAGAUCUUAGAUUGCUUGUAGGAUAAACUUCAAAUACGUUUAUAUAAAUGUAGCUUACACUGAUUUUCUCUAGCAUGUCUAGUGAUGCAACUCUUUGACAAACAGAGUAGACCCUGUUAAAAGCUAUCAGGGAUGGAAUAUACACUGCAUUCAACUGCUUGUACCCA